AACAUCCACACCCUUUACCAAUCGGGAUCGACAUCCAUCUAUCCAUUUCAUUCGAAUUCCCUCAAAAUAUGCCCGUGAGGAUGGCACGUGCGUCUUGUGGUCGUGAUUUUCACUGUUGUCCAGACAUUAAUACAGCAGUAGAGAACUCCUGUAAAUCAGGGUUUGAUUUUGUUUGCCUGCCCAUUGUGAAUCCAAGAUACAAACGAGAAUUUCUUUAUGGACCGGCAAAGAAUCGUCCUGGUCCACUUACAAGAUCUGACCUAGCUUUAUCAGGUCAAGAUUGGAGCACUUUGAUUGUUGGGAAGACAUCUCCUUGGUUACAGCUAGACUCUAGGGUGGAAGUCAUCCGUAGGAACUCCGAGGCGGGAUUCAAGCAGGAACUAGCAUUUGCCAGUCAUCUUGGUCUGCCAGCCAUAUUGAUUCAACUGAGACAUAGCAAAAAUGCCAACUUGGCUAGAUGUUUAAGUGAGCAGAUUCAGACUGCCUAUUUCCAGCAGCAAUACUGGAUUCAGAUUCCGCUGGUAUCGGCCAGAGAUCAGGCGGAGAGCUUGAUGGAAGGACAACUGGACGAGGAAAAAGAACCACAAGAUGACACCUGGAAGUGGUGGCAUGAGUUCAGAACUCUUUGUGACUCUCAUAGAAGAAUCAAUGUUGUGCUGGAGCUUUCAGCCAAUCUACCGUCUGAAGAUGUGCUAACAAGGUGGCUGGCUGAACCAAUUAAAUGUGCUGUUGUGUCCACCAGCCUCUUUCUGACUAAUAAAAGAGGAUAUCCAGUUCUAUCAAAACCACAUCAGAAUUUCCUCAAAAAGUUGUUCAAGCUGGAGAUUCAGAUUAUUUUGAGUGGUUCAGACAGACACCCUGAUAAAGGUCUGCAUACCUACCAGCAGUACCUAGAUCAUCUGUGGCAGACUCGGACUCCCCCUGAUCCUGUCACCCAGUUUGCCAGAGGCUACGAGGACUACCUACAAAGUCCACUGCAACCUCUGAUGGAUAAUUUGGAGUCCCAGACGUAUGAAAUAUUUGAGAAGGAUCCAGUGAAAUACUCUCAAUACCAGAAGGCUGUGUAUUAUGCCCUGCUGGAUAAAAUUAAACCAGAGGAAAAAGAAACAAAGAGUGUGGUUCUGAUGGUGGUCGGGGCAGGGAGAGGACCCUUAGUGAGAGCCUCCAUUGCGGCAUCCCACCAGGCAGAUAGAAAAAUCAGAAAGGUGUAUGCAGUGGAGAAAAAUCCCAAUGCUGUGGUGACACUGGAGAAUAUGAAGGAUGAGAUGUGGGGGGACCUCGUUGAGGUGGUGUCAUGUGACAUGAGGCAGUGGGAGGCACCAGAGAAAGCCGACAUCCUUGUCAGCGAGCUCCUGGGAUCGUUUGGAGAUAAUGAACUCUCCCCAGAAUGUCUGGAUGGAGCUCAGAGGUUUUUACAGGAUGAUGGCAUUAGCAUUCCUUGUGAAUACACAUCCUACUUGUCACCUCUUCAGUCAGAGAAGCUGUACAAUGAAGUCAGAGCAUGCAAGGACACCACCAACUCCAACAAGCCCUUCGAUCACAAUUUUGAGACACCAUAUGUGGUCAGACUUCACAACUUUCAGAUGCUUGCUCCUCCACAAGAAGUGUUCAACUUCAAACACCCAAACAGAGAUGCUGUUAUCGACAAUACUCGUUACGCAUCGCUGGAGUUUGAGAUCAAUCAAGACGCUGUCCUCCAUGGAUUUGCUGGUUACUUUGACACAGUUUUGUUUGACAAAGUGAAUCUCAGCAUUCACCCAGACACGCAUUCUCCAGGAAUGUUUAGCUGGUUCCCAAUUUUGUUUCCUAUCAAGACCCCGGUUUAUGUGAAGAAGGAUGACCGUAUUGUUUUACACAUCUGGAGAAGCUGUAAUGCAAAGAAUGUUUGGUAUGAGUGGACUAUCGUGGAGCCCUCUGUCUUACCGAUCCACAAUCCAAAAGGCCGCUCCUACACUAUAGGCCUGUGAUACAGAAAACCAUGUCACAGAAAAAUAGCAUCACUUAUGUUUUAUUACAACAUUUGUUUUCAUUAAGUCUUUCUACAAAAUACAACAGGGAAUUCAAUUAUUAUUUACAUUCUGGAGACCAGCUAAGUUUGAUAAAACUUUAUUACGUUGUAUACAUACAUAUGAUUUACUUUUUGAUGUUACAAAUAUGGUAGAUGAGUCAUUCAUAUUAAAGUUAUAAUUGAAGGUU
This is a messenger RNA of Ostrea edulis (European flat oyster), 2196 nucleotides long. Its product is annotated as protein arginine N-methyltransferase 5-like. The transcript has 17 exons. Gene Ontology annotation, biological process: regulation of DNA-templated transcription; peptidyl-arginine N-methylation. Bases 69 to 1967 code for a protein of 632 amino acids. The record is from RefSeq and is a predicted model, not a curated record. Gene Ontology annotation, cellular component: nucleus; cytosol. NCBI's taxonomy places the organism in Eukaryota, Metazoa, Mollusca, Bivalvia, Ostreida, Ostreidae.